Messenger RNA from Solanum tuberosum (potato), 5851 nucleotides. RefSeq names its product proteasome activator subunit 4. The transcript is spliced from 35 exons. Gene Ontology annotation, molecular function: proteasome binding; peptidase activator activity. Bases 160 to 5601 code for a protein of 1813 amino acids. Lineage: Eukaryota; Viridiplantae; Streptophyta; Magnoliopsida; Solanales; Solanaceae. The record is from RefSeq and is a predicted model, not a curated record. Gene Ontology annotation, cellular component: cytosol; nucleus. Gene Ontology annotation, biological process: proteasomal ubiquitin-independent protein catabolic process.
GGUACUUUGGGUUUUGGUCAAAAUUUGUCUUGGGAAGAAAGAAAGGAAGACCCUCGCUAUAAAUAUCCCAGCUGAAGAAGAGGGGUUUUUCACAUUUUACAUUUCUCCAUUGUUAACAGAAUUCAAUUCAGUUAUCAGAUACUGUAAACAUCAGUAGAAAUGCACUUGUAUAACGCUUGGUUGCCGCCGCCGGUGGCAGAAGAGACGAAAAAGGAGAAACAAUCCUUUGCUAAAGUACUGAAAUCAGUUAAAGAAUCGUACAAGUCGGAUGAUCCCGAUUCAGUUUAUGCUACCCUCAAAUGGGUUUCCGUUAUUGACCUCUUCAUAAAAGCAAAAAGCGAACUAUCUCUGGAGGAUGUUACAGAAGUAGUUGAAGUUGGAUUGGAAUUGUUCCGUAUAUCAGAAAAUAAACUUUUUGCUCAGGUUAGAUGGGGAAAUAUCUUGGUAAAGCUACUGAAUAAAUACCGGAAAAAGUUGUCCUUGGAAGUUCAGUGGCGCCCUUUAUAUGAUACUCUGAUUCACACACAUUUCACGAGGAAUACAGGCCCAGAAGGGUGGAGAAUAAGACAGCGACAUUUUGAGACCGUUACUUCUCUUGUACGAUCCUGCCGGAGGUUUUUCCCUCCAGGCUCUGCAUUUGAGAUAUGGUCCGAGUUCAGAUCUUUGCUUGAAAAUCCAUGGCACAAUUCAUCCUUUGAGGGUGCUGGUUUUGUAAGACUGUUCCUUCCUACCAAUAGAGACAACCAGGGUUUCUUUUCUCACACAUGGAUUGUUACGUGUUUAGUCCACUGGGAUUCCGUACCAAAUUCCCAGUUUUGGAACAGCCAGUGGGCAUCUGUUACAGCUCGUGUCAUAAAGAACUAUAGCUUCAUUGACUGGGAACAUUUCUUACCAGAUAUUUUCAAUAAAUAUUUGAAUAUGUUCGAGGUUCCAGUAGCAAAUGGCAGUGGGUCAAAUCCUUUCUCUGUGGAUGUUCCCAGAAACACAAGAUUCUUAUUCUCAAAUAGAACAAUCACUCCAUCAAAAGCCAUUGCUAAAUCUAUAGUUUAUCUAUUAAAACCUGGUGGUUCUGCACAAGAACAUUUGGAGAAAUUGGUCAACCUCUUGGAACAGUAUUACCAUCCUUCUAAUGGUGGUCGCUGGACUUAUUCCUUGGAGCGAUUCUUGUUCCACUUGGUAAAUAUAUUUCAGAAACGCUUGCAAAAUGAGCAACAGAGAAAAGAUGAUGGCGAGCAGUCUGAAAUCUUCCUAGGGCAGUCAGAGAGGGUUGCUUUUGUGAAUUCUAUUCUCAAGUUAAUUGAUCGUGGACAGUAUAGCAAAAAUGAACAUCUUUCUGAAACAGUUGCAGCUGCCACUUCUAUCCUUUCAUAUGUUGAACCAUCUCUGGUUCUUCCCUUUCUAGCAUCUCGCUUUCGUAUGGCCUUAGAGACGAUGACAGCCACUCACCAGUUGAAAAGUGCUGUGACGUCUGUAGCAUAUGCUGGUCGAUCUCUUCUCCUGACUACCUUGUCAGCUUCAUCCAUGGUUGUGGACGUUGUUGAUCCUUCUAAUUCACUUGUUGACCUGAUGAUGAUUUCCUUGUCUAAUGCAUUACUUGGGAUGGAUGCCAAUGACCCACCUAAAACCUUAGCAACAAUGCAACUAAUUGGCUCCUUGUUCUCCAAUAUGGCUAUACUGGAAGAGACUAUGGACCAGUCCUCAAUCAUGCCGGGAUUUCACUUUUCAGAAUGGCUUGACGAGUUCUUGUUCCGCUUAUUUUCGUUACUUCAGAAUUUGGAAGCUAACAGUGUUGUGAAUGAAGGUCUUCAUUCGCAAGCAACUUCAGGAACUUUCCUGGUAGAAGAUGGUCCAUUUUAUUUUUGCAUGCUGGAAAUCCUGCUUGGGAGGCUUUCGGAAUCACUAUUCAAGAAGGCUCUUAAAAAAAUUUCCAAGUUUGUCACAACAAAUAUUCUUCCUGGGGCUAUUGCAGAGGUUGGACUGCUUUGCUGUGCAUGUGUUCACUCUAACCCCGAUGAGGCAAUUUCUCACCUUAUCAAACCCCUGUUGGAGUCUGCUCUAUCAUCCUUAAAAGGAACACCUGUUACAGGAUUUGGUGGAAGAGGAGCUUUUAAAACUUUUGAAGCAAGCAAGGAAAAGCCAAUGGUCUCUCCCGCUCUUGAAACUGCAAUUGAAUAUCAUCUGAAAGUUUUAUCUAUUGCAAUUAGUUAUGGAGGUCCAUCACUUCUUCAUUUCAAAGACGAAUUCAAGGAAGCUAUUUUUUAUGCUUUCGAUUCACCAUCUUGGAAGGUUAAUGGUGCUGGUGAUCAUCUCCUUCGAUCUCUCCUUGGAAAUCUUGUUCUUUACUAUCCCAUCAAUCAGUACAAGUGUGUUUUGCACCAUGCUGCUGCCCCUGCACUGGAGGAAUGGAUCAGCACAAAAGAUUUUACCGAAGAUAAACCCUGGUUACCCCCUAAGUGGCAUGUCCCUUGCUCUGAAGAAAUUCAUUUUGCAAAUGAACUCUUGAAGCUGCAUCUUGAUUCUGCUUUAGAUGACCUUUUGAAAAUAUGCAAAUCCAAAAUCCAUCCUGAUCCAGGCAUAGAGAAAGAACACUUGAAAGUGACCCUUCUACGUAUCGAUUCGUCACUUCAAGGUGUUUUAUCGUGUCUACCUGAUUUCAGACCAUCCUAUAGGAGCGGGAUGGCUGAAGAGCAACCUGACAUUCCUUUCGUAAUUGCUGGAGCGACUGGUUCAUGUGUUGGCACUAUGGAACUGCGAGCAAAGGCUGCUGACAUUAUUCAUGCAACCUGCCAAUACUUCCUGGAGGAAAAAUCAGAUGAUAGCAUUCUAUUGCUGCUUCUGAUUCGUAUAAUUGACUCCUUGGGGAACUACGGGAGUUCAGAAUACGAUGAGUGGUCAAAUCACAGGCAGUCCUGGAAACUAGAAUCCUCUGCCAUAAUAGAACCUCCAGUUAAUUUUAUUGUGUCAUCUCAUUCGAAAGGGAAAAAAAGGCCUAGGUGGGCACUUAUUGACAAAGCAUACAUGCAUAGUACUUGGAGAGCCUCACAAUCAUCAUAUCAUGUCUUCCGGUUGAGUGCAAAUGUAUCUCCUUCAGAUCAUAUCAUUCAUUUGACGGAUGAUCUUCUUAAUCUAUCCUUGCAUAGUUAUGAAACAGUCCGUGGACUUGCUGGAAAAUCUCUCUUGAAGAUGAUGAAGAGAUGGCCCUCUACAAUCUCAAAAUGUGUGCUCAGUCUGAGUCAGAACUUGAAAAAUUCUAGCUCACCAGAAUGUGCAGUCUUAGGUUCCUGUGCAGUCCUUGCAACACAAACUGUUCUUAAAUGUUUAACAACGGAUUUGAAGGCACUUUCUUCCUUCCUGCUUGGAAUUCUGUCAAGCUCUCAUCAUGAAACACUAAAAGCUCAGAAAGCCAUCAAUGAGCUUUUCAUCAAGUACAACAUUCAUUUUUCUGGAGUAUCCAGAAACAUGUUUAAGGCAUCAGGCAAUUCAGAAGGAGCAGAUUUUGGAGUGUUGGUUUCUGAGAUAGGUUCUUUGAGUUUUGAGAGCUCCAACUUGCACUGGCGGUACAAUCUGAUGGCUAACCGAGUACUGCUGCUGUUGGCUAUGGCUUCCAGAAAUGAUCCUAACUCGUCCUCCAAAAUUCUGAGUGAAACUGCUGGUCACUUCUUACAUAGUUUAAAAAGCCAACUACCGCAGACAAGAAUUUUGGCAAUCUCAGCUCUAAAUACUUUGCUGAAAGAAUCACCUUACAAGCUCUCUGAGGACCGACCCAUUUGCUCUACUAACCGGCAGGAUAAAUCCAAGUCUUCUCUCGAAGAAGCUUUAAGUAAUAUAUUCCAGGAAGAGGGUUUUUUCAAUGAAACCCUGAAUAGUCUUUCUCAUGUUCAUAUAAUUGACACUGAUGGUGCUUCUUCUAAAGGAAAUCAUGGAACCUCUUCAUUUCAGAGUGUGGCUGACAAAUCCAUUACUCGUUUUUAUUUUGAAUUUUCUUCAUCAUGGCCCCGUACUCCCAAUUGGAUAUCUUUGUUUGGAAAUGACACUUUCUACUCGAGCUUUGCCCGAAUUUUUAAACGUCUAGUACAGGAAUGUGGUGCUCCUGUUAUACUGGCACUAAAAGAUGCAUUAGCAGACUACAUAAAUGCAAAGGAGAGGACAAAGCAGUGUGUUGCUGCUGAGGCAGUGGCAGGUGUGCUACAUUCUGAUGUUUUCGGUGUUUCAGAAGCAUGGGAUAGCUGGUUGAUGACCCAUUUUCAGAGUAUUAUUCAAGCACCAACAGUUGAGUCCAUACCUGAGUGGGCAGCUUGUAUUCGUUAUGCAGUUACUGGAAAAGGAAAACAUGGAACAAAAAUUCCACUCUUGAGACAAAAGGUCAUGGACUGUUUAAUGAACCCCUUGCCUGAAACAGUCAGUACUACUGUAGUUGCCAAGCGAUACAUGUUUCUUUCAGCUGCACUAAUAGAAGUUUCCCCACCAAAAAUGCCAGUUACUGAACUAGCACUUCACUAUAAGCUUCUUGAAGAAUUGCUUGGCAGUAUGAGCCAUUCAUCUCCACAAGUGAGGGAAUCCAUUGGUGUCACCCUCUCUGUUUUAUGCUCAAACAUUCGGCUCCAGGUGUCCUGCAAUCAAGUUCAUCCACAUGAAGUAGGGACAAGUAAUGUGAACAGGAAAGUUGAAGCAGGGAAUUGGGAUCAUUAUCUAGUAGAACGUGCAUCUGAGCUUGUGGUGAAGAUCCAAAGUUUUAGCCAGUCAGAUACUCUGGAUGUGCAAUCGGACAUAAUUUCUGACAAUGGAGUAUCAACCGAACAGUCUCAUGAUGAUGUUAAAUGGAUGGAGACGCUAUUUCAUUUCAUUAUCUCAUCUCUAAAGUCAGGAAGAUCCUCGGUUCUGCUGGAUGUUGUUGUUGGUCUUUUGUAUCCUGUAAUAUCUCUACAGGAGACGUCAAAUAAGGAUUUGUCGACACUGGCCAAAGUAGCUUUUGAAUUGCUAAAGUGGAGAGUUUAUUCAGAGUCCCAUUUAAGGAAAGUUGUACUCACCAUUCUUUCUAUAGCCAAUGAUACCAAUUGGCGCACAAGAUCUACGACUCUGACCUAUUUGCGGAGUUUCAUGUAUAGGCACACUUUCGUCCUCUCUAAGGUGGACAAACAACAAAUUUGGAAAACUGUUGAGAAGCUACUCACAGAUAAUCAAGUUGAGGUAAGAGAGCAUGCGGCAGCAGUCUUGGCUGGCCUAAUGAAGGGUGGAGAUGAAGAUUUAGCCCAGGAUUUCCGUCACAGAGCUUAUACAGAAGCAAGUAUCAUUCAGAAGAAGAGAAAACAAAGAAGCAUGCGUUCUGGAUUCUCUGUAGCAUCCCUACAUGGACAGAUACUUGCUUUGGCUGCUUGCGUGCUAUCAGUUCCUUAUGAUAUUCCCAGUUGGUUGCCAGAACACGUUACACUGUUGGCUCAAUUUGUUUCUGAAUCAUCACCUGUAAAAUCUACCGUGACAAAAGCUGUGGCAGAAUUUCGACGCACUCAUGCGGACACAUGGAACGUUCAGAAAGAUUCCUUCACUGAAGAUCAACUUGAGGUCCUGGCUGAUACAUCAUCAUCCUCAUCAUACUUUGCCUGACAUUCAUGGUGUGCCUUACAUGAGAGAUAUCAUCAUAUUAUACUAUAAGUGGGAAGAAUGUUAGGCAAAAGUAAUGCCCCAUACAAAUUUUUAUUAACAAUUUUGUUCGUACACAAAAAAAAAAAAAACUUUUAGACAGAAAAUCAUUCAUUUUCUACAUUGAAUUUGAAUGUAGAAAAUUGUUUCAUCUUCCCACAGUUAUUAAAUGUUUGAAUUGCUUAGUUAUCACCAGUAAUUAUUUCAAUUUUAA